UCACCGAAUGGUACCAAACAAUAUGAAGACACGGUUUGGAGGCCAGUAUUACAGCGCUCGGUUUGUGCAGCUGGGGAGCUAUGCCAUUUCUAGACUGCGUGAUGUCACUGCCAGUUAGUCUUUGUUAUGGUGGCUGGAGUACAGCUGUAAGCCCCAACUUUCAACGCUGCCAACCCUAUAUUGGACGCCGUUUUCUUCCAAGGCUUACUGUACGGACUAUUUUGGUAAGCUUCAUGCACCUCGAUAGAACUUGGUGUAGCCGUGGGCUGACCACGGAAAGUGUUGGCCGGUUGCUAGGGCAAAUUUGGCCAGCGAGCGUUGCUAGACAUGUCUCACACUCUGAAGGAGCCUCAUUCCAUGGUAUGAUCGACGUUACAACCAUGAUGGACUUGUGGAGACUUUGAACUAAAUUCCGUUCGCAUGAUUGUGGAGAACGACUUCGGUGCCCCUCAACCGUCGUGCGUGGAUGUGACCCUGUUGUGGCUUUUUACGGGUAUGGCAAAGCAGAAGGCUGGUAGACUGCGGAGAUCCCGCCUCUCCUAAUGAGUAUAUUAAGUAUCU
Messenger RNA from Alternaria alternata, 561 nucleotides. RefSeq lists its product as hypothetical. The record is from RefSeq and is a predicted model, not a curated record. The transcript has a single exon. Bases 81 to 404 code for a protein of 107 amino acids. NCBI's taxonomy places the organism in Eukaryota, Fungi, Ascomycota, Dothideomycetes, Pleosporales, Pleosporaceae.